CUUACUUUAGAAACCAUAUUCACCUUUGCUUUGUUGGCAACAAGCUUGAAGAAUGACAUUAUCCUCACACAGCCAACCACGCACGAUGUCCACGAGCCUCCAAUGUUCCUUCCUCCAAGUAUUGUCACAUUCCUGAGUAGUGCUUGUGUGCUGUCGUCAGAAUCUCUUAGGAUGUGUUGA
This is a messenger RNA of Suillus fuscotomentosus, 180 nucleotides long. RefSeq lists its product as uncharacterized. The transcript has a single exon. NCBI's taxonomy places the organism in Eukaryota, Fungi, Basidiomycota, Agaricomycetes, Boletales, Suillaceae. The record is from RefSeq and is a predicted model, not a curated record. The annotation marks the transcript as partial.